CGUCUUUUUCGCAGUCGAUUGCAGUGCGCCUUACCGCGUAUGACAGAACGAAUUCUACGAUACAGACGGAGCGCGGAGAGUCCGUGACAUUUAUUUUCCGAUUUUUGAUUACGAUAAGUGUGUCUUACUAGUAUUAUUAUUAUUAUUAAUUAUUUGAUAAAAAAAAGGUGAUUUUGAAGUUUUUUUGUGCCGGAUGACAGUUUGAUGUUCGUGAAGUGGAAAGGGCACAUUUUCGGACUUACACGCCGUUUCUUUAGUCGAUAUUUUGAAGGUUAAGGGUCGACAUUUGAUACUUUUUUUUUGUUAAAAGGGCGACCCGGUCAUUUGGAAGGACGCUUAUAGUUGUUUUUGGGUUUGACAGAAUCAAUCGUGAGUGCGGUUACCAUGUAAUUUUACCAAGACCAACACGGAUUAUAUACGAAGAAUCGAUCGGCAUGGUUUUAGGAUGUAAGCCACUCUGGACAGCACUGCAGAUACUAUGGGGCAUAAUUUACGUGGUGUGCGGCGCAUUUCAGCUGAUGGCUGCCAUUUUUUUUCUAGUGUCGAUACGCCUUUUGGUGCCGUACAGUUACAGCAUCGUGAUAGCUGGAGCAUGGAAUGUUCUUAUAGGAAUCCUGGGGAAAGUGAUAGUCUGUAUAGCGGGGCUAUCACGUAAACGCCAAGAAACCUUACUGUACUUAGCCAUAACUAUCUUAGCAGUUAACGCUGUAGCUAUAGUGCUGUCCGAGAGGGAGCUGUACCAAAUAGGAUUAAAUCAGUUGCACCGUACUUAUACUAAUCAUGUGAUUAUAGAUUAUGCUUUAUUUAUAGUAAGAAUAUCCACAUCGACCGUCAUUGUGGCGUCAUUUUUCGACAGCCAGUUUGCGUUCUGUUCCACGCACUCGUUGACUAAUAACAGGAGGAAACGUGGGCCCAAGAAGAAGAUCCACGGGUCACAUGACCAAGUUUCGGAUAUCGAGUAUAUCAUCCCCAGGUCAAAAUCCACCAAAUCAACUGGCCCACCACACCAAGUAUACGACGCCUACGCCCAAAGUUGGGUGUUUGAUUCCGAACACCCCGGUACAUCCAAUGGAUCAUCCAACCCUAACCAGUCUGGCUACAAAAUUCUACAAAAUGGCACCCCCAAGAACCCUCUUGGCCGGCCAUCCGGAGGUCUACAAAAUGGGUCGACAGUAAAAGAAGUUACCCAUCUAAUAGACAACCCAGUAGUCCACAUAGAAGAAGCCUCUGACGAUAGUACCAGCAACUCGGACCGAAAGAUCUGCCAUAUGAGGAGCUUUAGCAGGUCAACUUCGCCCAUCAUCUUGUCAGCUAGCUCAAGUCAAAUCAGCUUAAGCAACUAUAAUCCGGUAGUUAACAAUCCCCCUAUAUAUGAAUAUUUGGAGAAGUUAACCGAGCCUCAGAUUUAUAGGUCUAGGCUUAAUACGGCUCUAAGUAACAAAAGUCAAGAGGAGGAGGCAAGCCAGUAUCAAGCCCCUCAAACUGUGAUGUUAAAACGGGUCGAGGCUGUGUCCCCUCAGGUGGUAGAGCCUGUACAGUAUGCCUCACUUAUGAAGGAGCUUCAAAAGGCCAUAGUGAGUAAGAAGGAGCCUCCAAGCGUUACAUCACCGCUGAGUAACAGUGAGAGCCAGAGCCACUCGAAGAGUAGCGACGCGGAGUUCAGUAAGGAGCUGGAGGCGGCCUUGCAGUUGAUUCAGGAUCUGGAGAGUCCCAACACGGCUGAGACUCCAUCAGAUCCGCCAAUAUCGCGCCCCCUAUCGGUAUGGCGCAAGAACAGCGAGCAAAGUGGCAGCGAAAAGACCCUCAGCGCAGUCGGCUCAAUGGCGGAAAUCGGAUCACCCUUAACCGAAUUGCCCCCCAUCCAGGAUCGACAUUCACCCACCUCGAGCACCGGUAAGGGCGGCCAAAAGGUCAUUGUGCGCUACCCCGACUCCCAGAGCACUUCCGGAUACAGUUCUCCCUCUCACGGGCAAACUCCCGAUUGGUCCACCACAUCCUCAAUUAACGGAAGUAGCACUGAUAUUGUUAGACCUGUAUCUUAUCACAUCCAUAAUGCUAAAUCGACGACGGUUAUUUCGUUGUAUACGCAUCCAGAAGCGGGGCAGGCCAAAGGGAAAUCGGUUACUCUAGUCAAAAUUUCCGGGGAGUCGGAUCCUCUCGAUCAUUCCAGAACUCUGGAUGAGACUCCGAUCCAUAGUUCCACUUUGAUCAAUUUAAAAUCACCAGUUGGGGAUCGGGGUAAAAGUUUGUCGUCUGCUCAAACGACUCGUAUGGAGUCGUUUAAGGAGCCUAAGCAUGCCGUUGAGAGUAGCAGCUCGGGUAUAUGGAACGUCAAGUCACUCUUAAGGAAAAAGAAGGUGCCGAAACUGUGUCCCGAGCUAGAGGGCGCCAUUAUUAAAUCGGAAAGUCUCGCUUAUUUGUCUGAGACGGAGUUGCUAGCCCGAGCGAAGCGAAACGAGGACAUGCAUCGGCAAAUUGAAGAAAAAGUUUGCCAACAACUAGGAGUGCCACGCUUAGAAUCCGAAUCUAAUUGUUAAGUUUUCUUAGUCAGUAUUUCAAAUCUACACUGUUUUUUCCUCUAACAAUAAUAAAUUAUUCAGAUUACUAUUUAUAUUAUCCAGGGUAAAAGAAAAGAUAUUUUGAGAAAGAGUUUUUUAAAAGUCGUUGGAUGGCCCUGUAUAUACAAAUUAAUUUAUUACUAUAGGCUGUUACCUUUUUACAUAUUCUAUAUGAUAUUCGAAUACUCUUAAAUUCGUCCAUUUUUCUCGAAAUAAAUUAUUUAUACUUUUACAUACCCUGUACCUCGUAGGUCAAUUUAUUUUUGUGUAUAUUUAUGAUUACUGUGUAUAUAUUAUAUAUUGUUAUUCUAGUGAUAUAGUUUAUAUUACCAUUGUGAAUUUUAUUCUAUCAUGUACAUAUUUAUGAUAAAAUAAUAGUGUCAGAGUAAUGAUGAUUUGGAGUACCUACUUUUUUAUAAAAUAAACAUUCCUUAAUAAUAAAUCUUUAAAGAUA
Anthonomus grandis grandis is the source of this 3012-nucleotide messenger RNA. RefSeq names its product serine-rich adhesin for platelets-like. The transcript is spliced from 10 exons. NCBI's taxonomy places the organism in Eukaryota, Metazoa, Arthropoda, Insecta, Coleoptera, Curculionidae. The record is from RefSeq and is a predicted model, not a curated record. Bases 435 to 2537 code for a protein of 700 amino acids.